AUGUCUUAUCCCGAUCAGCGAACCGAUGACGAGUGGCGCGCCAUUCUGAAUCCCACGCAAUUCAGGAUUCUCAGAGAAAAGGGAACUGAAGCCCCUGGCACUGGAGAGUUUGACAAGCACUACCCCAAGGAGGGCGCCUACACUUGCGCCGCAUGCGACGCGCCGCUCUACAAGGCAACGCACAAGUUCAGCUCUGGCUGCGGCUGGCCGGCGUAUUUCGACAGCAUCCCCGGCGCCGUCACCCGGCACGAGGACCGAAGCUUCGGCUCCGUCAGAACCGAGAUUGUCUGCUCCAACUGCGGCGGCCACUUGGGUCAUGUUUUCAAGGGAGAGGGGUUCCCGACGCCCACGGAUGAGCGCCAUUGUGUGAACAGCAUCAGCCUGAAGUUUUCACCUGAGGACAAGGUGGUGGAGAAGAGCAGCGAUGAGACCAAGGCAUAA
Molecule: messenger RNA, 441 nt
Organism: Trichoderma atroviride IMI 206040
Lineage: Eukaryota; Fungi; Ascomycota; Sordariomycetes; Hypocreales; Hypocreaceae
Biological process (GO): response to oxidative stress; protein repair
Molecular function (GO): peptide-methionine (R)-S-oxide reductase activity
Source: RefSeq, a predicted model, not a curated record